GUGAUUUCUAAAGGCUCCAUACAACAUUAUGGAUCUUUUAAAAUCAGCACAGAAAAUAAAAAUGAAGAUCAUCAUGACAAGGCCACACUGAAGCUCUCCUUAAGUGCAGGGACAUCUUCAACGUUUCGAGCACUUGUGUAUACCAUAUUACCAGAUGGAGAUAUUUUGGCCGACUCAGCAAACUAUAAAGUACAGCAAUGCUUGCAGAAUAAAGUAUCAAUCGGCUUCUCUCCAAAAGAGGUUCUUCCGGGGCUGGAUGUGUCUCUUCAGGUUCAGGCUGCUCCUGGUUCCCUCUGUGGUCUCAGGGUAGUGGAUCAGAGUGUGGUCUUGAUGAAACCAGAAAAGGAGCUGACUGCCGACAAAGUUUAUAAUCUGUUUCCAUUCCGGGAUGAUGGCAAAUAUGAUUAUCGCAUCAAAGAACAUAAAGACGGUUGUCUAUUUUAUCCCUUUCAUCAUCCACCAAUAGAACGCUUUGGAGCAGUUAUGAUCCGCUGGCCUUCAGAAAACUCAGAUGAUGCGGAUGUGUACAGCUUAUUUGAGGCAAUAAAAUGUAAAAUACUAACAAGUGCAGACAUUAAGAAACCCAUCGAAUGUCACGAUUUUAAAUUUCCAGUUUAUGCAAUGCAGCCACAGCUUCCAGGACUUCCAGGACUUCCAGGACCCCAAAGACCAUUGGCAAGAAGCUUGCCACGUGCCCUCGGCAUUGGGAGGAAAGAAAAGGAGGAAGAAAAGGAGAAAGUUCGAACAUAUUUUCCUGAAACCUGGCUAUGGGAACUUAUAUCAGUAGGAGACUCUGGCAAUGCUGACCUCCAUCACAAGGCACCAGACACCAUCACAGACUGGAAUGCCGGGGCCGUAUGUUUGGGUCAGAGUGGAUUUGGCCUGUCUCCUCCUGCCUCUCUUCGAGUCUUCCAGCCGUUCUUUGUGGAUCUCGCCCUCCCGUAUUCUGUAGUGAGAGGAGAAACUUUCAUCCUUAAAGCCUCAGUAUUUAAUUAUCUUAAGCAGUGCAUCAAGAUUAAAGUCAAUCUGGGGCCCACUGAGGAGUUAGAGCGGACACCUUGUACAGACUGUACCUACAGCAGCUGCCUGUGUGCCGAUGAGAGCAAAAACUUCUACUGGAACCUGAAAGCCACCAAACUGGGAGAAGUAAAUAUCACAGUACGGACUGAGGCUGUUAAGACUACAGAUUUAUGCCAAAAUGAGAUACCGAUUGUUCCCAAACAAGGAGCUACUGAUACCAUUGUAAAACCGUUACUUGUACAGCCCGGAGGAGUCCUGGUGGAGAAAGCACACAGCUCUCUGCUGUGCAUGCAGGAGGGAGAAGGUAAUACUAAGACAGAAGAGGUAUCUCUACAGUUUCCUAAGAACAUCCUGAAAGAUUCUGAAAGAGCUUACGUGACUGUGUUGGGAGAUUUAAUGGGCACAGCAUUGCAGAACCUGGACCGUCUCCUGGCCAUGCCAUAUGGGUGUGGAGAGCAGAACAUGGUCCUCUUUGCCCCCAAUAUCUUUAUUCUACAGUAUCUGGAGAAGACUCAUCAGCUGACCGAUGAAAUCAAGAGCAAAGCCACAAAGUUCCUGGAGAGUGGAUACCAGCGGCAGUUGACAUAUAAGCAUGAUGAUGGCUCAUACAGUGCCUUUGGAAAGAGUGACCCAGAGGGUAACAUGUGGCUGACUGCAUUUGUAGUGAAAUCCUUUAGCAAAGGUCGGCCUUACAUAUUUAUAGAUGAAAGUCACUUGAAGCAAACUUUCACCUGGCUGAGGAAGAUACAAAAAGAGAAUGGCUGCUUCCGUAAUGUUGGAAAACUACUCCGUACUGAUAUGAAGGGAGGCGUGGAAGAUGAAGUCUCCCUUUCUGCUUAUGUGACAAUGGCCCUGAUAGAGGCCGGUGUAUCUCCGGAGGAUCCUCUGGUCAGGAAUGCAGUGUCCUUUCUGCAGAAGGCCUCUGUGAAUGUGACCAAUGUGUACACCCUGGCUCUGCUGGCCUACACCUUUACAUUGUGCAGAGAGACAGAGCUCAGGAAGGCUGUAUUGGACAAACUAGAGGAAAAAUCUAUACGAGAAGAUGGACAGCUCCACUGGAAACGGGAUUCUGCUCCUCCCAUUCAAGAUUCAUACUGGCACAGAGCUCCAUCUGCUGAGGUGGAGAUGACUUCCUAUGUCCUCCUGGCUCUACUCUCUGGAAGUAAGCCAGACCUGGGCAAAGCUGCAGAGAUUGUGAACUGGCUAAGCAAACAGCAGAACCCCUAUGGAGGCUUCUCAUCUACACAGGACACAGUUGUGGCUCUUCAAGCUCUGGCCAAGUAUUCGGAGCUCACAUUCGGUGAUAAGGGUGAUGUGACUGUGACUGUUACUUCCACAACAGGAUUUCUGGAGAAGUUUCAUGUAGACAAAAAUAACCGUCUCCUCCUCCAGAGGGCAACGCUACAGGCUGUUACUGGAGAAUACACGGUGACCGCCACAGGGAACGGCUGUGUUUUUGUACAGACCGUCCUGAGAUACAAUGUCCCUCCACCGAAAAGAGACAUCAGCUUUUCAUUAAAGGUGACACCACAUUCAACCAGAGAGUGUCUGGGGGAUCCAGUGACACAUUUUGAGAUUCUUAUCAGUGCUACCUAUACUGGAACGCGGGAAAGAACUAAUAUGGCUGUUAUAGAGGUGAAGAUGCUGUCUGGAUACAUUCCAAUCAAGAGUACAGUGAGAAAGCUGAAGAACGACAGCCUGGUACAGAGAACUGAAAUACAUGCGGAUGUGGUCACGUUAUAUCUGAAUGAGGUGGGACAUGUUCCUGUGAAUCUUUCCUUUAUGGUGGAACAGGAUGUUGAAGUCAAGGACCUGAAACCAGCCACAGUAACAGCCUAUGAUUAUUAUGAGACAGAUGAACAAGCAGUGGCAGAAUACAACCAUCCCUGCAAUAAAGAUGACUCUGGAAAUUCAAGAUGAAGACAAAGUUACCUUAAGAUCACAUCAUUAAUUAAAUGUCACUAAA
Nanorana parkeri is the source of this 2986-nucleotide messenger RNA. Its product is annotated as alpha-2-macroglobulin-like. The annotation marks the transcript as partial. The transcript has 26 exons. Gene Ontology annotation, cellular component: extracellular region. The record is from RefSeq and is a predicted model, not a curated record. Lineage: Eukaryota; Metazoa; Chordata; Amphibia; Anura; Dicroglossidae. Gene Ontology annotation, molecular function: endopeptidase inhibitor activity.